Mizuhopecten yessoensis (Yesso scallop) is the source of this 3569-nucleotide messenger RNA. RefSeq names its product basic leucine zipper and W2 domain-containing protein 1-like. Gene Ontology annotation, molecular function: protein binding. Lineage: Eukaryota; Metazoa; Mollusca; Bivalvia; Pectinida; Pectinidae. The transcript is spliced from 14 exons. The coding region runs from base 117 to 1385 and encodes 422 amino acids. Gene Ontology annotation, cellular component: cytoplasm; membrane. The record is from RefSeq and is a predicted model, not a curated record.
UUUCACGCGAAUGUGGUAUCUAAAAAUAGAAUUCAAUUCUUUUCUUUCUCGACGACAUAGUAGAAGGAAGUUCCAAGGUAACUGCGGAAAACCCGGCCUUUAUUUACUGAGUUUUUAUGAGUCAGAAGGCAGAAAAACCCUCGCUGUCAGGCCAACGUCUGAAAACUCGGAAAAGGGAUGAAAAAGAAAAAUACGAUCCUACAUCGUUUAGGGAUGCUAUUGUUCUUGGUCUCAACGAAACAGGUGCAGAUCUAGAGCAGGUUUCAAAAUAUUUGGACGUCACUGGAGCUAAACUUAACUACAGGCGGUAUGCUGAGGAGCUUUUUGACAUCUUGUUUGCUGGAGGACUCUUAGCACCUGGUGGAACCAUUAUUGAAGACAAAGACCCGGAUUCAACCAAGGCUACACGAACUAAUGUUUGUGUUUUCUGUUGCGACGAAGAUACCAAAUCACUCAAGGCCUUCUAUGAAGUUUUCAGCAAGUUACUCCGAAGGUACAAGUACCUGGAGAGAUCCUUUGAGGAGACUCUCAAGAAGAUUUUGAUGUUCACAAGAGGAUUCAAAAAUGAAGACAAGACAAAACUGGCUAAGAUCACUGGCAUCAUCUUGGCAAAUGGAUUCUGUACACCGAAAUGCUUACAGGGACUGUUUGAAGAAAAUUUGGUUAAAGAAGGAAUAUCAUUGGAAUUCUCCACCUUGAUGUUCAGAACAUGGCUUGAGGAAAAAGACAUCAAUGCGGUCUUUACCGCUCUGAAAAAAUCACAGAUGGACCUAAGGUUGCUGGAGCUGUACCCAAUGAACAAGAGAAGCUACGAUGCAUUUGUGGCACACUUUGAGAAAGAGAACUUGCCUCUGAUGGCGGACAUUCUGAGAGCUCAGAAAAAUCAGGAAAACAGGAAACUUUUGCAGAAAGAACUCGGAGAGAUGGUGAAGUCUGAAGAAUCUCCUAAUGAGAUGAAAGCUUACCUACUGGAACAGAUGCAGAAAAAUGGCCUAGGUGAACAAGAAACUGUUAUCCUAGUCUGGAACACAAUCAUGGGAUGUGUAGAAUGGAACAAGAAGGAAGAGCUGGUGGCUGAACAAGCCCUGCGUCACCUCAAAUCCUACGGACAGCUUCUAUCCUUCAUUGCCAAGACGCCCAAGUCAGAGUUGGCACUGUUGGUGAAAAUCCAGGAGUACUGCUACGACAACAUGGCCUUCAUGAAGGUGUUCCAGAAGAUUGUUGUCAUCUUGUACAAAAUGGAUGUGUUGAGUGAGGAUGUGAUCCUGAAGUGGUACAAGGAGGCCCACUCCACCAAGGGAAAAUCAGUCUUCCUGGAACAAAUGUCCAAGUUUGUUGAAUGGCUGGAGAAUGCAGAGGAAGAAUCUGAGGAAGAUGAAGACUAGUCGUGAACUGUGACAAUCACCCAAUGAUGUAGUUCCCACGUACCUGGCACAAUAUUUAAUCUGUAAAAUCCCCUGUUUGUCCAAGCCUUCAGUUAUCUCCCUUGAAAAACAAAAAGCUGUCAUUUUGUACGGAGUUGGCGUCGAUUACUGUAAGACUCAGUCUGAAUGCAUGUAAUAAAGAGAUUUGUGCUCUGCAAAGUGAAAUUAUUUUGCCUAAUGUUGACAUUGCUCAGGGUUGAAGUAAGUACAGGCCAGAUUACAAUUACACUAAAUAUCGAGUUUAUUAGUCAAAUUAGUAGGAUAAUUUUCGGAUUUUUUUUUUCUCCAAGAUAAAUUGCUAUAUAAAUUUUGUACAUUUGAAAGUUGGUUGAGGACCUAUCUUUAGCAGACACAGCACAGUAUUCAGAUUCAGUUAUUGUCCGUGACAUGACAUGUAUAUAUGUUACCAAUGGUUUGCAUUUCAUCUGAUAAUGUUUUGGAUGUUUUAAAAAUAUAUUUUCAUUUUCAUUUAAUGCAAAUUUCAUGUGUUACAUUGGUUUGUAGAAUAACAUUGUAACCAGUCCAUCCAAUGAAUUUCAAAGUUCAGAUUUACAUGUUGUAAAAAUGUUACCGCUACACAUUAGAUCUUAAUGUUGUACAUUUCAAGAACUAAUUUAUUCUAUUGGUCAGGAAACGGUGAUCAAUGCAAAUUUUGUCCAGGUAGAUUUUGUGUCCCAGUAGGUAUCAAUACAAAUGGAUCGAGGCCAUGACAUGGUAUUGGUUUGUUUUCUGUGUCGUUAAUCAAUGGAUUUUGUGGUUUAUGUACAAUUUGUAAACAUCUUAAUUUGUAAGGUAGUGUGGUCUUCGACCAACAAAGUUGUCCUCUUUGAUCAAGUUAUUAAUAACAAAUAUAUGUAAUAUUGUCUUAUGAUUGACGUUCAUCAUUGUCCUGUGUAUUUUGGAAGUUUAUCACAAGCGUUGUAUUGGUUUAACAAUGUUCAUACUUGGUUAUAAGACUUUUCAGUGUGUAAAUUCCACUUUAACAGGGACAUAUUUAUACAAAAAUAAGAAAAGAAGAAAUCUGUCAUUAAUUUAGAAUUAAGCUUGGAGCCUUUCUUGGUGGACUUCACAUUUGUACAUGUCAGUUCAGCAUACCAUGUGUUAGGAAAAACGGCAGCAAAGACAGACAGCGAACUUCUCCAGACAGACUACUGCAGCUUUACUGUCGGAGUUUAACCUACUUCUCUAAAAAAAUAAAACAAUGCUGGGAUUUUUGGUAGUACAGAUUUUGAAAUUUAUUAAAUUGCAUUUUACAGUUUUGACAUUUAAAUGAAGUGAACUUUUUAUAUAUAUAUAUAUUCAAGUUCUGGAAGUUAUUUUUCGGAAUUUUAUUUUAUUCAUUGACAUGCAGACUAACAUAAUUGCACUUGUCUGUACUAAGUCAACUAUAGACAUGUUUGCUGAAGACCUGGAAACAUUUCUCACAGGAUCGUUUAUAGUUUGUUCAAAAGAGAUUCUUGUAGGGGCUUUUUUAACUUUCAUGAGCAAAUUGUAGUUUAUCAGGUACUUGUGUUCAAGAUUCAGUUUCAGUUCAAGUUCAGAAUGACUUCUGAUUGGUUAAUAAGUAGGACUAUCUUUGUGAUUGGUUAAACUGAUGAAGAAUGGCCCUGCACAUAUUGAUGGUACUUAUAUGUACUUCUGUUGUCAACAAUAAUUAUGUGAAACCUGCCUUUUGUACUCCUAAGGAUGGUAAAUAAAUAUAAAAUAAACUUUUAACAAAAAUACACAAGGUUAGUUUUGGUUGUCUCUGAUGUUUACACUGGAACCUCAUUAGUCUUCACGUCAUAAUCUGGAAUACCAGUCUUGUUCCAAAAUCGUGCAGGAGGUUCCUUGUGUAGGGGAAUGUAGGUUGUUAAAACAAAACAAAAUAUUUUAUAGAAGUGUACUGUGUCCUCAUUCGAAAACAAAUUGUUUUGAAAAAAUAAUUGACAAAAAAAAAAAAAAGAUAAUGUUUCAGUAUUUGGCCUGAUCACUUGCUGUAGACAACUAGAUCUCAUUCAUGUCAUGAUCUCAUUCAACCCAAAUCCAAUGUCUAUGCAAAGUGGAGCACUAGGUUACCGUGACUACUGUAUGUAUGGGAGUGAAUGUAAUAUUUUUGUAAAUUUCUAUGGAUCCUUUCUAUUAAAAUAUCAGUGUUAGAAUCGA